Molecule: messenger RNA, 540 nt
Organism: Somion occarium
Lineage: Eukaryota; Fungi; Basidiomycota; Agaricomycetes; Polyporales; Cerrenaceae
Source: the annotation of a GenBank genome assembly
AUGGUUAUGCUCCCAGCAUAUUUCAGUCCUCCUAUGCAAGUUCAGGCAUCGGUUCCUCAGUCUCCGGCCCCACAUUGGGAUUCAUUCUCAUCACCAUAUAUACAUGACUCAUUCAGCUCCCCAAGCAUGCCUAAAGCAACCAGUCAUUCAAUUCCAAAUCAUUCGAUGACUCCCAUCCCUGCCCAAACAGUGCGCAAAUCUGUGACACCAAAGAAGUCCUCAAAUCAGCCAUUUCAAGACCCGGAAAACAUCAAUCCAUCCAUGCCUACGAAAUCCCCCACAAAGAAGCGUAGGUGAAGAACCCCAGUGCAGAAGCUAAAAGAUAUUCUACACACAAUCAAGGCUGCAUGUUGGACUUUAGGUCAAUUCCUAUGGGUUCUUUUCUGUAUUCGAGGGGAGAAUAAUGAGAAGAUAAGCCAUUCCAAAAGUCAUGCAAAAGUGGUGUCUUGGUUUCUCUCAGGAUGGGAUAAGAAUAGCUAUACUCCUACCCUCAUUAUUCAUGACUGGUUCCAUAGUGCAGAUAGCCAUGUUGCACCUGAU